This is a messenger RNA of Gastrolobium bilobum, 705 nucleotides long. RefSeq names its product nudix hydrolase 18, mitochondrial-like. NCBI's taxonomy places the organism in Eukaryota, Viridiplantae, Streptophyta, Magnoliopsida, Fabales, Fabaceae. The transcript is spliced from 6 exons. The coding region runs from base 4 to 576 and encodes 190 amino acids. Gene Ontology annotation, cellular component: cytoplasm; nucleus. The record is from RefSeq and is a predicted model, not a curated record. Gene Ontology annotation, molecular function: pyrophosphatase activity.
GAGAUGGUUUGCUUGGUAUCUCGUACGGGAAGGGAGUUGCAGAGAUAUAACAGUAAUGGUGGCCGUCAAGUUGUGGGAUGCAUACCAUACAGAUAUAAAGAAGAUAUUGAUGGUAAUGUGAGCAAUGAAUUGGAGGUACUUGUGGUUAGUUCACAAAAAGGUCAAGCAUUUAUGUUCCCCAAGGGAGGAUGGGAAAUUGAUGAAUCUGUAGAGGAAGCAGCUUGCAGGGAAUCCCUUGAAGAAGCAGGAGUAAUAGGAAUCGUUGAGCGUGAAUUGGGCCAAUGGAGCUUCAUUAGCAAAAGACAUGGCACAUAUUAUGAAGGGCACAUGUUUCCUUUGCUUGUCAAGGAACAACUUGACUUGUGGCCAGAGAAAAAUUUAAGGAGAAGAAUAUGGAUGAAUGUUGAUGAAGCACGAGAAGUUUGUCAGCAUUGGUGGAUGAAGGAAGCAUUAGAUAUAUUAGUUAAACGACUCACUCGAGAGAAGAUCGGGAACGAACCGUUCAGUCUCAGUAACCGUAAGUCCCCAACCGGAGACAGCACAGGGUCGAGAUGCGGGUACGUGGACUCGCCCUGAGCUGACUCGCCUCUGAAUCGGUGGUACCCGAGGUUUUUAGAAUCGGGCGAGACGAACGGGUUGUAAUGGUGAAAACUCGGGUUUAUUAAAUCGGUAAUUGGUUGGAACGUUUGAGAUUCCAGAUCAAAA